ACAGACUUCGUCGAUGUGUAAUCAAUCUAAGAUAAGGGCGAAUAAAUUAAAGACAGAUAAAAAAAUAUCACGCGCUAAAGCAAAGCGGUUAAACUUGUGUCACGAAGUGUACUACCGGAAUUUCGAAACACUGUGGGAAUUUCGAAUUGGUAUUCCGCGCGCGAUACGUUUCCGGUAUUUCCGUCGCUCGCCAAAACCGCGCUGAGUUUUCUCGUCCCUGCAACCCGUACAGCAUCUGAAAAUAGUCAAAGAGCUCUGUCGGGUAUUGGAAAGCAUCCAAAGGAACCUCCGUGUCUCAGCAACUUCGGGGUCCUUUUCCUUUUGCUCCCUCUCUUUCGUCUGAAACGUGGUUCGUACGCGUGCAUCGCUUCGUCCCGCAAUUCUCGGCUUUCGACCCGCAUUUCGCACGGAUAUCAUCCACAUACCGAACCGUCUCUUGCUGGGAAGAUGCAAGAGAGCAGCAUCAUCGUUCUGGAUCUUUCAGAGACCUGAUGCUUAUUUCCCGCGCAAUAAUUGUUUCCGGAAGAGACGAUGUUCAGCUUUAAACAGUGCUUCUUUUUAGUCCCUGUCCCCUCGUUGUAGGCGGCUUGGCAGGUGUAAGUGUCUCAAUAAUUCUCCGCUCGAGAGGCUUUCUUUGGCUCGCACCCAAGAGAUAUGCCAGGUAGUACCACCUCACCCCCCGAUCCGCCCAAGGCCAAGGUGACGGAAACGUCCGCAAGGAACGGUGUCUUUGUUCGUCCUGUAGCAGUCGCUGGAAUAUUCCGCCCCGUCGAGGAGACACCCCCCGCUCUGCCUGAGAAAAGGAGAUUCUCAACAUUGGUAGGAGAUCUUAGGCCUUGCAGUUCUGGAGAUGGUGCUGCCGCUGAAGAUUUUGCCCGUCGGCGGCAAUCUUGGGAUGCCCGGCAGAAAGAAGUUCCUUUCGGGCAAAGUUUACUGAGGAAAACACCGAGGAAUACCGGUUCUAGUUUGUCGCGUAUAGUGAAGGAGGAGAAAGCAAGCACCAACGGUUCUGUCGCGGAAGAAAUUUCUUGUGCGGUAGAAAAUCGAAAAGUAGAUGUCAGUAAGAGCAAUUCUGUCAAUACUGUGCCGUCGUCUAAUUCUCUGAAUGCUAUCAAAGAAAACAAAUCGGAUGUUAAGGCUUUAGAUGCUGAAUCCAAAAUAUCCCAGCGUUCUGAUUCAAAUCUAACUGAACAUAAUUUGCGGAACAAAAAUAUUAAGGAUGUAGAUCGAAAAAUUAUAUCCACAGCUAAAUCAUCUACGGUGGUUCAAAGUGCGAGUACUGAAUCUUCAAUACAAAAAGAUACUAGUGUAACAGAAAGCGUAAAGCAAACUAAAAAGGUCUAUGGGUUAAGGAAACGGGAACCAAAACCUGAUGUAGCAUCUGAUGGAAAAACUGAGAAUGUUGCUAGUAGAGGAAUAUCUUCGUUGAGUGCCAUUUCUAAAUGUGAUACAAAAACUGAGAAUGUCCCGUCUAAAACUCCCAGUACCACUUCCGGAUUAGCUUCAAAAGCUGACAAUAUUGCACCUAAAGUUAGCAAUGCGACUAUUGCUGAGAUUAAAACACAAAAUGCAUCGAAAGGAAUAUUUCUAAGUAAUACUUCAAAGUCUGAUACGAAAGGUAACAAUUCUGCGUUUAAAGUAAACGGUUCAAAUAGUGUGUCUAGCUGUGAUGUAAAGACUAUAAGUAUCACUUCGACUACGAUUUCUUCGAAUUCUGUCUCCUCUCCAGAUGUAAAAAUUGAAAAUAUAGAAUCUAAAGUAACUUCUUCGAAUGAGACAAUCUCCAAAUCCGAUGUGAAAUCAAAACUUGCUUCUUCCAAAGGGGGAUCUUUGAAUACUGCUUCUAGACUUGAUACAAAAUCUGAAAAUGCAGUGUCUAAAGGAACAUCUUCUAUAAAUAUUUCCAAACCGGAUGUUACUGUUUCACCACUUGUACCUUUGAAUGCUAUUUCCAAAACUGCAAAUAUAGAAGUGAAAGAAAUAUCGUCUGUAAGCGCCACUACCGAUGUUGAAGCUACCAAACCUAAAGCUAAGAUUUAUGGAUUAUCUAAGUCGAACGUAAAAAAGGAACCGGAAGCAGAAAAAAUUUCUGAAGUUCGCGAAGAACCUCUGAAAAAGCCAUCGGCAUCAGUCGAUUCUUCAACUGUUGCUCCUGUUAAAAAUAUCUCUAAACCUUCUGAGUCUGAAAUUAGUAAGUCUGAACCAGUAAAAGAGCCUAGUAGGAAUUCUGAACCUGCUAAACCUGAACCGAAUAAAUCAGAGAAACAGCAAGUCAAUAUUAAAGCCUCAUCUCCACCAAAAGAAUUUCGAACUGUGAGGAGGACAUCUGAUGUGAUAGCUGCUAAAAUUCAAAAUAUCUUCUCGAAUAUUGCCACAAACGAAAAACCAUCACCUGUUGCGCUGAAAAAAUCUAAAGUUCCAGACAGAAGCGUUCAAUCUGUUGAUAACAAAGCCUCUAGUGCUUCAGAAAGCAAAAGUAAGGAACAAAGCUUAGGUAGUGUACAAGGUGGAUCUGAGCCUAUUCGAGCUGUGGACACUCAAAGUACGAACUUGGAAAAAAAGGAUAUUUCUAAAUCAGGUCAGAAGCCGUUAGUCGAAAGCCAAAGUGUUAAAGGUGGCAAAAGUAGUGACGGAAACUUAAUCGAUUCAAAUCAGAAAUCUUCUUUUAUCAGAUCUAGUAGCGAGAGUCAUAAAGAAGAUCUGAAUGCAUCGAAAAUAGAAAAGUCAUUAAUGCCGGGAUGUAAUAAUGCAAAAAAAUCUCCUGAAAGUAGUGAAGUUAAAACCGAACAAUCGGUUAGGAAGGGGGAUUCUAAAAGUGAAUAUUCAUUCAACUCUUCGUCAAAGGCUUCGGUGAAAAAAACCUCCAACGCUGAAGGCAAGAUGCCAAUUAAAAAAAUGGAUCAGAACUGUUCAGGUGGUACGGUGUCGUCGGCCAAUCAGAAGACUGACCGUAAAUCUUCUGACUCGACAGGGUCUUUGAGCACUGCGAUGGAACAGAGCAAAGAAAGUGCUUCUCUUAAAGAGACAGGUGUCACGAAUAAUAACACUUUGGAAUUGCAAGAUGAAAAAAAUUCUAAAAAUAUGCUUUCUUCACAAAUGAAGAACAUCUCUCUCACUAAUGCGUCGCAGAAUUCUGAAGUAAAUUCAAGGAAUGUCAGCCAGAUAAGAAGUUCAGAAACUAAUGUUUUGAAAGCGAAUUUUCUUUCACAUUCUACUGUGACAAGCAGUACUGUAACGCAGAGAAGCACAUCACGCAGUGGCACUGUAUCUAAUCAGUCUGAGUACUGUAAAGUUCAAAGUGAAAUGUCUAAAAAUUUGAAUGGCAGCAUCGAAUCCACUGAAAUUACGAAAGUAGAAGUUAGUAAGAUCAUUCCUUCUACAGUACCUGGGAUUGUACCCACAGUUAAUGUUCUUUUCAGAACGAAAAGUCCGCAAGGUCAGUCUGCUGUCAAAGAAGAAAACAGGAAGAAAGUUGUAGUUGAAACGUAUUCUAACAGUUCUCCUAUAGCAUCUGCUGUGAUAAAUCAAUCCAAUCUUACAGGAAAAUUGAAAUCUGAUGAAGAACGCAUUUCCGCAAGUGCUGCAGAUGUUGAGAAAGAACCUGUUACAGCAAUAGAGUGUGUACAAAAGGCAUCUAAAGUUCCAGCGAAACAUACAAUUGUUAAUUUGCAAAAGGAAGAAGUGGCUACUGUGACUCUUAUGCCUAAAGCCGAAGCAAAAGUUGUGGAUACGAAAACAUCACCUGCUGUGGACAGAUUAAUUGGUUCCGAGGCUAAUAAUGUUUCAAGUGCCGGCAAAGAUAGCAAUCUUGAAGUUUUUACCUGUAAGGAAAAUGGUAUUUUUGUCCCAACAGGAAUUACACCAGUAACGGAUAAGACUGCAACCAAAAUUUCAGACAAUUACAAAAUUGCGGAUAUUAGUGUUUCUUCUAAAAUCGAUAAGGAUAUCACAACAGAGAAUAAACGUAGUGAAAUGAAAAGUUCUACUCUUGAUAGCAAAAUGACUGUUGUGGAUCUUGGGGACUGGAAUAAGAAAUUCCAGCGUGUUGAGCCAGAAGCCCCUCGAGCUCCUCUUCGCCGUCGCGCCUUGCGAGACUCCCUGCCCCCUAUGCUGCCCCUCCGCUCGCCGUCUCGCUAUGGAUCCCUGAAACGCAUCGAAGAUACACCGCGAUAUGUGCCGCGAUCGCCCUCCCAAAGCUGUUUGUCCCCUCAGCGCUAUUCGUACACUGAAAUGCUUUCCAAAGUGUGCAGCAUGGGUGUGUUACCUUAUGUUGAACCUGGCAUAUCUAAGUCUUGUUCUUCGUCAUCAUCACAGGUGUCCGAGCUGUGGUCCGAGUUGAGUGAAGAGCAAACUACUGCCACCCAUGCCUCUGAAAUGCUGGAAGCUGAAACAACAGAGAGGAUGAGAUUGGAGAAGGAAGUCCAAGAGCUCCAGAAUCGUUGUAGCCAAGUGCAGCAACGAUCGGAUAAAAUGGAGAUGGAAAUGAUUGAAGCUAGAGUGUAUAGAACUCCAGAACUUAAUGGAGAUCUGUCAGAUGAUGAUCUCGAAGGUAAUAGCUCUUUAUAUAAGCAAAAAUAUGAACGAGCUGUGAGAGAUAUGGAGAUCAUGAAAAGGAGAAUUCAGCAGCAACAUGAAGAAGAAAUGGAACAGAAAACAAUGCUCAAAAAAGCCUCUGAUAAAAGGUUGGCAGAAGCAUUAGAAGAUGUUGAGGAAGAAAGACAGGUGGCUAAUCAAUGGAAGAGAAAAGCUCAGAAAUUGGGCUCAGAACUGCAGGAUAUCAGAUUGAUGUUAGAAGAACAAAUGGCAAGAAAUGGGGAGUUAGAAAAAAAACAGCGCAGGUUUGAUGCUGAGCUGAGUGCUGCACAAGAAGAAAUAAAAAAGGAAAGGCUUCUUCGAGAAAAAAUUACUCGAGAGAAAGAACAGGCUCUUCAUGAAAAGUAUUCACUUGAACAAGAUGUGCAGUCUGCAAAGUUAGAUUCCGACAUGCUUCAUGAAAAAAUUGCUCAAUUAAACAGAGAGCUGGAUGAGUUGACACUUAGCAGUAAAGGAGAGGAGGAGGUCACCCAGCUGAAACGUGCUAAACAGGAACUUGAACGCAAAACUAGAGAUCAAGAAGAAGAGCUUGAAGAACUUGCUGCACAAGUACAAAUGCUAGAGCAAGCAAAAUUACGCCUUGAGAUGUCUCUGGAAAAAGUGAGGCAGGAACAUCGUAGGGAAGCCUCUGUUAGAGAAGAAGAAAUUGAAGAAAUCCGAGCUAGUUUCUCGAAAAAGAUUAAGAAUUUGGAAGCUCAGCUGGAGUCUGAACAGGAUGAAAGGCACCAGCUUGUGAAGCAAAAGCAUGAGCUAGAGAGACGCAUUUAUGAGUUAACUGACCAGCCACCUCCUCAAGAUCCAGAAAUAGAGCGCAGGUUACGAAGAGAUUUGAAGCGCACUAAAGCACUUCUGAGAGAUGCCCAAUCUAUGCUAGAACACACUCGUGAAGGACAAUCUGGUAAAACUCUCAUUAGACAGCUUAAGAACCAGCUUGAAGACUCUGAGUUCGCAAAAGCAGCUGCUGUCAAAGCUCGUCAAGCUGUAGAAGCUGAGCUGCAUGAGUGUCAGUUGCAACUAGAAGAAGUUACUAGAGCCAAGAAUGAGGCUGAGAGUCGUUGCCUGCAAUUAUCUCGAGAAAAGAGUGCAAUUCAGACUCAAUUAGAAGAAGCUGAAGAAGAAAUGGCUGAAGUUAUGAAGAAGUACAAAUCUGUAGUAGCCCAGAUGUCUAUAGAUCAGAAAACUAUAGCAGACCAAAAUCAGCAGAUAGCCGAGUUAGAAACUGAGAGACAGAUGUUGAAAGAUCAACUAAGUGAAGUUAGCCACAAAUUUGAACAUUUAGCUGGGCAGUCUGAAGAUACGCAUAAAGUCCACCGGUUGGAUAGCAAAGUGAGAGACCUUGAAUCCAAGUUGGAACUUGAACAAACUACCAGAGCCCGUCUAGAGCACCAAAUUGCCAGGUUGAAGGAGCAAAAUGACCGGGCCAGAGAAGAAUGUGAUUCACUGAGGAACAAAGAAUUACAGGCUCAAGAAGGUGUUCGACGAUUGCAACGUCAACUCAGAGAUUUACGAGAGGAUUAUGCCGCUCUUCAACAGAAAGAAGCAGAUGCCUAUCGUAAACAACAUGAAUUGGAAAUGGCAUUAGAAAAUUCUGAAACAGACUUGCAAGUGACCAAAAAUGAUCUGCGAUUAGCAUGUCAACGAAUUCAGGAUCUUCAGAAUGCCCUUGAAGAUGAUUUGGAUUCAGGUACUGAUGUACCUGAUGACAGUGGUUCAGACAGUGAUAGCAGUUUUGAGUUGUCCGUUCUGAGGAACCAGAGCAUGACACCCGUCCAACGUUGUGAUAGUGUUGCUAGCAACCUUAGCUAUGGAACUCUCGAAGGACCACAUUCUCGAACGUCUUCCUUCAGUCAUGAACUAUCUGCAUUUAGCAGUAGGAAUGAUGCUGAGAAGGACGUCAAUGGAUUUUCUGGGGUGAACAAUUCCAGCCACCUUCUUGACACAGAUCAUGAUGAAACAGUGUAAAGUUAAUUUUGGACCAGUCCGUUUCCUCCGCCCCAACUGAGAAUGCAAAGUGGCUGGCCACGGACUGUGUCAUCACAGAGGGCCGGAGGUCAUUCAAGUAUUUAAAUGGUAGAAUACUGCCUUUCUUUGGUGCGCUGUUUUUUUAUAGCCUAUUGUGUUUUGAAAACAGCUUCUGCCAGAGUUGUGCAAGCAUAAAGUUUCUAUUUAUUAUACUAUUCAUUUGGGUUUCCUCCUUCUUAGUCAUAAAUGUUUUAAGAAUACAUUUUACAAUCUUUUUAUUAUAUUGAUAAUUUUGUGUACAUAAUGUAAAAACUAUGCAAAUUCAAAUAUUAUGUACUGUUAUUUUUAUUUACACUCAUAUAUAAGAAAUAUGGCUAUCAGUUGUAAUUCCAGGGCAAAUAAAAUAAUGUGCAUACUUUCGUAUGAAUAUUGCACUUUAGCAAAAGAAAUGAACUCCUAGCAGAUGUUUUAAACAUGUUUAUGUUGUUAAAAGGCUUUCAUCUGUAUUCCAUAACCGACAUUGUAUAAAAUAAACUUGUAUGGUGUUACUUCAAAAAAAUAUAUAUAUAUAUAAAAGAAACUGUAAACUUAACUUCCUCUUCAAGAUAUUAUAUUUAUUUAAUAUGCUUUUUGUGUCGUAAUGGAAGACUUCAAUGGCUGAGUAUCUGUGAUGAUCCUUUUACAUUUUUACUUCAUUAAUAUGUUCAUUUUUUAAAAUUAAUUAUGAAAAGUGAGUUGCAUUUAUACUUUAUAUUUAAAAAAAAUGUGUUGAAAAAUAAUAUUUUUGAAUUACCUGAUUUUUCUUGCAAUAUUUUGAAACAUUACUGUUUUUUGAGUGCUUAUAUUAUUGUUGACGUUACUUGAUGUGAGCACAAUAGGUUAACAAAUUUGAUAAUAAUAAUAGCUGAUAAAUUUAUAUUUUUAUGUCACUUAUAUUUUUCAGUUGAUAAAUUAUAUAUUUUUUGUCACUUAUAUUUUUAACUUACCUCGGUACUCUCAUGUAUUUUUAUUAAAUGAUUUUCAAAUAAAAUUCUCGAAUAUAAAUAAUAAAGGUAUGAAAAUGAAUGUUAUGUAGUGGUAAUAAGGAGUUUUACCAAUUUUAUUAUUUAUUAUAAAUCAUAAAUGAGAAUGUUAUAUCAUCUGAUAGCCCUUGUACUAAUGCAUAUAAAGUAAUUAAUGUUGACAGUAAGCUUUAAAAGGCAUUAUUGAAAUAAAAUAUUACAAAGAAAUAUAUAAUUAAAUAAUGGUUCUUCUUAUUUACCGACAAUAUAAAUAUAUUUGAAAUUUAUUCUUUUGAUAGCAUUAACUGAUUAUUGUAACUGCAAUAGCAAAAAUAUGCUGUUUUAAAGUUUCAGAACAUUAACUAUGAUGUAAAUGUUUAUAUAUCAAGUACAAGCUAAUAGGUUUACCCCCCCCCCCUCCCCGAUGUUUCUUGGUGCUUAACCUUUGAUUUGCUGAUGCUUUUGAAACUGACAUGCUGGCACAUCUGAAACAUUUGGCAAAGCAAAGAAAUGGGUGAGGUGCGAGUAAUAUAUAAAUGUUGUCCUAGUUGUGGAUGAGAUACUUAAAUCAUUUGUGUUAUGUGUAUUCCGAGUGCUGUUGAAUAUAAAAAAAGGCAAAUUAAUAUAUAUAUUGUUUUUUAGUAGUUAAAUGAUAUUUACAUAUAAAUCUUCUUCCAUUUGCAUGUGUUCUUAUUAUUUUCUGUUCCUUGUGUACUGCCAUCAAAACAAAAAAGGUUUGUUAAUUUUCAGUUUUUGCAAGACAUUAGAAUUUAUGUAAAGAUUCCAUCUAUGACUGAAUUCAGAUUUUCCUCCCUUAUAUUCAGGUUAGAGUUAAAAUUUAAAUUUGGCAAAAGUAUAUUGUUUUUUCUCAAAAAUGAUAUCCCUGUUUCACGAGAGUCAUCAAGUAGUUUUGUCUGCAUUUAAAAUAUUGUUACAUAAUUUUUUUAUAACAAAAUGGAAUGCAUUUCAAAUGAAUGUAAAUAUUUUAAAAUUUUGUAUAGGUAAUUCUUUCUUUAUUUUCAUUUAAUAUCUUUUAUUUAUACAAAUUUCCAAAUCUUCCUGCCAGCAAGGUAAAAUUUUAAUUCUACUUCUGCAUUUUUGUAUACUUACUUUUUGUUAUUUUAUUUCUAACUACAUCUGUAUGUAAUUGGGAUGAUGCCUAAAAUUGGCCCUUUUAGUUUCAAAUUGAUUUAUAACAACAUUCUGAUGAAAGUUAAUAUAGACUCUUUAUUUUUUUAAUCAAAAAAAGGAUACGACUUUGAAUUUUUUAUAUUUAUUUUUUUCUUUCCCCCCCUCCCCCCCCCUCCCCCCCCCCCCCCUUUUUUUUUUUUUUUUUUUUUUUUUUUUUGGGCUGCAUUUAUAAUUUCUUCACUUUGAGCAAAAUUUUUUAGUUUUAAAAUGGAAGUAACUGUAAUAAUACCCUCCCUUCCCAGUUAUUCCAAAAAUAUAUUGUAAUUUAAUGUACUAAGAUUAUUGUUAUUAUUAUUCAAGACUGAAUUUUCUACUUCUCUGUACUUUAAAUUUCUUAAAAUAAAUACUCUUAAUUUCAUAUAACACUCAAAUAACAAGCAAUUAAAUUUUGUAUGCAUAUCAAAAUACGUCAAUCAAGCUGCUCUUCCUUAAAUGCAAAUUUGUCGUUCUAAUUGGAAAGUUAUAAUUAUGUAUGACUCAGAAUCCUAUGAAUGAGUCAUUGAUUCACAUGUUAAUUGUCUUAAGAAUGAAAACAAUUUUUUUAAAGCCAUUUGUGAUUUGAAAGCAGAAUAAAGCAUUCAAUAAGAAACCUCUGAAGCAUAAGUUAAGUGAAAGGAAUGCUAUUAUGAAUGUUUUAUUUAGGCUUUCAGGUACAAUAUAUACUUUUGCCAAAACUUGCCAUUUUGUGAAAGAAAGAAUUUAUUGUUGUGUCAGUGUAGCUCACGUCAUUUAGAAGUGUGCAUCGUCUUUUUAUAUAUUUUGUAUAAAUGAGUUUAUACAUUCAAAUAUGGAGUGAGAUACAGAUAUUGUGCACACUCCUUUUGUUUUCUAAUGCAAUAAAAACCUUUUUUUUUUUUUUUUUUUUUU
Molecule: messenger RNA, 9614 nt
Organism: Stegodyphus dumicola
Lineage: Eukaryota; Metazoa; Arthropoda; Arachnida; Araneae; Eresidae
Gene: Mhcl
Product: Myosin heavy chain-like
Biological process (GO): actomyosin structure organization
Cellular component (GO): myosin II complex; myosin filament; cytoplasm
Molecular function (GO): ATP binding; cytoskeletal motor activity; actin filament binding
Source: RefSeq, a predicted model, not a curated record